CCCUUGCUUGUAGGUUCCACGGGCUUGGGACGGAGGUCAUUGGGUCGAUGGGUGUGAACCCAGCACGGCGGCGUAAUAACGUGCCUGGCCAAGACGCGUGGAUAAGGUGGGUGGAUGCAUAUAAAUUGCCUGGGAAUGCCUGCGCGGGCUUGAGGGCGUUUGCAAUCAGCAUCUUGACGUUUACCCUCAGCGCUGUUACAAGAUGGCAGAACUCCCGGCUCCAACGCCUAUAACUGAAUGGCCAGACUAUAAUGUCAUGCCGACUGGCGGAGACGUCAUGACGCAAGAUCUCAAUGCGCUGUAUGACAAAGGUGAUCUCUGCUGGCUGCUCGUCAGCACCGUGCUCUGCUGGCAAAUCACCCCUGCAAUCGGCUUUCUCUACGCCGGCAUGCACCGCCGCAAAGCCGCCAUGACCAUGAUCUUCCAGUCGCUGUUCUGCGCCUGCGCCGUCGGCAUCCAGUUCUGGGUCUACGGCUACUCGCUGUACCAGUCGCACACGACGAACCCGUUUCUGGGCAACAUGUCGAAGGCGGGUUUGCACAACGUGCUCGCAUAUCCGUCGCUGGCGAAUCCGGAUAUCCCUGAUAUCCUGUAUGCGUGCUUUGGCUUCACGUUUGUGACGGCCACUGCAAUGAUCCUGGCGGGGGCGAUGCUCGAGCGCGGGAGGCUGUGGCCCUCGAUGCUGUUCCUGCUGUGCUGGACUACGUUCGUGUACUACGUGCUGGCGCACGCCGAGUGGAAUCCCGCCGGGUGGCUGUAUCAGCUCGGCGUAUACGACUUCGCGGGCAGCGGGCCGGUGCACAUUGCGUCUGGCUUCUCGGCGCUCGCGUGGGCGGUCAUGCUGGGGCCGCGUGUGGAUCCGCACAAGGAGUCGCACCACCCGAAGAUCCCGCACUUCAAGCCGCACAACCCGUUUCUCGUGGGCCUUGGAACGAUCCUGAUUUGGUUCGGCUGGUACGCUUUUAAUGGUGCCUCUACCGCCAACCUUUCCAUCCGCUCCAUCUACGUAGUCUGCAACACCAACCUGGCUGCCUGCGGCGGCGGCCUCGCCUGGGUGCUCCUGGAAUACGCCUUCAUCCGUAAAUUCUCCAUUCUCGGGUUCUGCUCCGGCAUCAUCUCCGGACUCGUGGGCAUCACGCCCGCUGCUGGCUUCGUUCCGAUCUACUUCGCCGCGCUGGUCGGCGCACUCACCGCCUGCGCCUCGUUCUUCACCGUGCGUUACAAGUACCUGCUGCGCGUCGACGAAGGGCUCGACAUCUUCGCGAUCCACGGCGUCGGCGGCUUCGUCGGCGACAUCCUCACCGGCUUCUUCGCGGCCUCGUAUGUGCCAGCGAUGGAUGGCGUGAAUAACGCAUAUGAAGGGGGAUGGUAUGAACAGAACUGGAAGCAGAUGGGGUACCAACUCGCGGCGGCGUGCACGUGCGCGGCGUGGUCAUUCGUGGUGUCCAUCAUCCUCCUCUUUGUCAUCAAUAAGAUCCCUGGGUGCCAUAUUCGCGCAACACAGGACGACGAGCUCAGAGGCUUGGAUUAUAAGUACUUCGACGACGUGGACGCCGAGGACGGCAUGAUGGUACUGAAUGGCUUCGGCGCCGUAUCCGGGGUGCCGAGUCCGCGCGCACACGGCAGUAAGGAGGGCGUCGUCGACGUGGUGCCUGGGAAACUGGACUGAGACGGAAGAGUUCAGCCGCAGCGAAAGCGCAGCGAAGGCGCAGCGACAGUCGAAGCGUACCUAUACCCCGAACAUAGAUCCCUAGCGAUAACACAUCCGAAUUCAAUCUCGUGUUUUCUACCCAAUAUGCACAACACCAAGAUUUCCCAUCGUAUCACCCAUAAGCAGCCACGCCACGGCUGCAUGUCCCGGCGUUCC
This is a messenger RNA of Boeremia exigua, 1867 nucleotides long. Its product is annotated as ammonium transporter AmtB-like domain-containing protein. Gene Ontology annotation, molecular function: ammonium channel activity. The transcript is spliced from 3 exons. Gene Ontology annotation, cellular component: plasma membrane. Gene Ontology annotation, biological process: ammonium transmembrane transport. The record is from RefSeq and is a predicted model, not a curated record. NCBI's taxonomy places the organism in Eukaryota, Fungi, Ascomycota, Dothideomycetes, Pleosporales, Didymellaceae. The coding region runs from base 203 to 1669 and encodes 488 amino acids.